AUGAGCGUCCGUGUCAGCAGCGGCUUUACCGCAUCGCGUCUUUUUUGGCUGCUCCACUCAACCGUUUGGCUAUGGCUCUCCCUUGGCGCGCGUGGAUGUUCAUGCGUGUCCACUGGUAGGGUUAAUGGGCGAUAUGCGGGUUUCCUGGCGCCGCAGCCACGCCCGGGAGCCGUGCGAAGCACCCCGCUGAUGGGAGCGAUCGCGGGUAUACAGCCAACCGGCGACCUCCACAUCGGAAACUACAUCGGCUGCAUACACCCCGCCGUGCAGUACCAGAACGAUGGCGGCCAGCUCGUAUUCAUGGUCGCCGACUUGCAUGCCACCACAGGCGACGAGCCCGUUGUCGAUUUGGGUCGCCAAUCCCUCAGCACUGUGGCCACCCUGUUGGCCUGCGGCGUUGACCCAGAGAGGACCAGCGUGAUCCUCCAGAGCCAAUUCCCAGAGAUCCUGGAACUGAAUUGGAUUCUGGGCACUGCAGUGUCACUAGGCCGUUUGCGGAAACUUGCCAACUUCGCCAAACGCGUGGUGGCGCAGGAGUCGGACUCCGUGGGGCAGUGCCUGUACCCGCUGCUGAUGGCCGCGGACGUGCUGUGCAGCGACAGCGACACCAUCAUUGCCGGGGAUGACCAGGCGUGCCACGUGGGCCUGAUCCGCGAAGUCGCCAACAAGCUGAAUCGGAGAAUAUCGCAGCCAGUUGUAAAGGUGCCCGAGCGAUACCACAAUGGCGGGUUCAGGGUGCUUUCGCUGGACGGCGCCGAAAAGAUGUCCAAGUCCAACAGCAAGGAGGCAUCGCGCAUACACCUGACGGACGAUGACGAGGCCAUAUUCACGAAGUUGCGCGCGGCCAAGACUGCCAGCGACCACGACCUCGCCGCUCCGGAGAUCGCGAAUUUGGUGCGACUCAUGCGCUUCUUCUCGGGGGGAUUUGUAGAUGAAACCGAUGGUUGCGGGCGCCCCGAGCUGCAGUUCAGCGAACUCAAGAGCCGCCUGCACGAGGCGGUAUCGUCGCACCUGCGGCCCAUCCGAACGCGCUAUCUGGAGCUGAUGCAGAACGACGCGAUGCUGAAGGCGGUGCUGCAAUCGGGGCGACGGCGGCAGCAGCCCGUGUUCUCGGCGGUGGUGGAGGUAAGGCGGAGCGGUCGCCGCAUUCACGGUGCUCAGCGGGUCAAACGAGCUAGUAACUAUUGUCACGUAAAUUAA
This is a messenger RNA of Babesia bigemina, 1200 nucleotides long. Its product is annotated as tRNA synthetases class I (W and Y) family protein, putative. The transcript has 8 exons. Lineage: Eukaryota; Apicomplexa; Aconoidasida; Piroplasmida; Babesiidae. The record is from RefSeq and is a predicted model, not a curated record. Gene Ontology annotation, molecular function: tryptophan-tRNA ligase activity; ATP binding. Gene Ontology annotation, biological process: tryptophanyl-tRNA aminoacylation. Gene Ontology annotation, cellular component: mitochondrion. Bases 1 to 1200 code for a protein of 399 amino acids.